This is a messenger RNA of Penicillium alfredii, 1257 nucleotides long. RefSeq lists its product as uncharacterized. NCBI's taxonomy places the organism in Eukaryota, Fungi, Ascomycota, Eurotiomycetes, Eurotiales, Aspergillaceae. The transcript is spliced from 3 exons. The coding region runs from base 1 to 1257 and encodes 418 amino acids. The record is from RefSeq and is a predicted model, not a curated record.
AUGGAAUAUCUCACCCAAGCUGCAGUCACCGCAGUGCCCUACACGGCAUCCCCAGUGCGACUGCUGUGGAGUGACAUCCGUCUGAUCCUACAGAACAUCUGGACAUUACCGGGCAUCUUCCUACCACUUCGCCUCGGUCGCACCAGCCCGUUGGACGAGCUCUUUGUGUCGCUUCCUAAUGGAGCCACCGUAGCGCUUCAUGGGUUCCUUGUCGUGUAUCAGCUUGCCUUUCUUGUCUCCCUGCCUAUAGUCCUGCUUCUGAUGAUGCCGGCCUUGUGGAUCCUCACCUACGUUGCGGGGUUCUUCAGUGUGAAUUAUUUGAUCUGCAUCCUGCUGAAUGGGCGCCGGCGAAUCAUCACCUCGCAGGUGCCGGUGACCGAGACACCCGGCCACGAACGAGAGUGCUGGUUCUUUAUCAAUGGAGUCGCGGUGGGUCGACGCUGGCUUCAGCAGAACAUUAACCAACUGUCGUACACUUUUGGUCGGAAGGUGACCGGGGUCCAUAACCGCACCUCCGGUAUUAUCUUCGACCUCCUUGAGUGCUUGAUCCAGCGCGAUCUCUCCUACGCCACAGACGAUGUGCGCAGUACCUAUGAGCUGCUCAAAAAGGCCCUGCUCAACCCCAACUGCGACAAAGUUGUUCUCCUCCUCCAUAGCCAAGGCGCCAUAGAGGGAGGUCUGAUCAUCGACUGGCUGCUGGAUGAGCUCCCGCGGGAUCUCUUACGCUCGCUUGAAGUAUACACUUUCGCAGCUGCCGCCAACCAUUUCAAUAACCCAUGGACGAGCUGCCCCAAGCCCAGCGAAUCCCCCACCACCGAUCCCUCAGGGGCCAUGUCCAACACCAUCCGGCAUAUCGAGCAUUAUGCCAAUGACGGGGACUUUGUAGCUCGCUGGGGACUCCUCCAUUUCAUCGAUGUUCCCAAUCGGUACAUGGGCCAAGUAUUCAUUCGUUCGGACUCGGGCCAUAUGAUGAACCAACAUUACCUCGAUAAUAUGUUCACCUUGGGCCCUGACCAAAAGGUCCUGGACUCGAAUCCGUUCAUGGAAACUACCAUUGCGACGCAGCCGAACAAAACCAUGAGGGAACAAGAUGGUGCUCAAGGCAAGCGAGCCGAUGGUAAACCCUCUACCUCGGGUGUGCUUGGCCGUCAAAGCCCCGAGCCCAACGGAUCUUCCCAAACACUACGGAUCAAAAAUGUCAGCCGUCUCUGGCAGUAUCGGAAUGGUGGCUCGCCAGGGACCCGUGAAGGAGCUUGA